This is a messenger RNA of Hansenula anomala, 756 nucleotides long. RefSeq lists its product as uncharacterized. The transcript has a single exon. The record is from RefSeq and is a predicted model, not a curated record. Lineage: Eukaryota; Fungi; Ascomycota; Saccharomycetes; Phaffomycetales; Wickerhamomycetaceae. Gene Ontology annotation, cellular component: cytoplasm; nucleus. The annotation marks the transcript as partial. Gene Ontology annotation, molecular function: protein binding. Gene Ontology annotation, biological process: proteasome-mediated ubiquitin-dependent protein catabolic process.
AUGAGCAAUACGAGUAAUAUAAGUGGGAACAAUAAUAAUGAACUAGACUGGGAUGCCCUAAUGGAGUCCAAUUUGAUAGAUAAGCAAUCGUUAAAUCACCUUGUUUUGAACUAUUUGAUAUUUGAAGGUUAUGAAAGUUCAACUGUUAAAUUUGCUAAAGAGAUUGGUAUUGAUUUAAACAAUAAAGGGACCAAACAAGAUGAUGACGAAGAUGAGGUUAAUCCGUUACAAAAGAAUUUAUUAAUGGGUAUAAAUUCGAUAAAGAUUAGAAAUGAAAUUAAGUUAAAUAUAUUGAAUGGGGAAGUUCAAUUAGCUAUAAAUAAAUUGAAUUUAAACUAUCCUGAUUUAUUGGAACAAAAUAAUUUUCUUCAUUUCAAAUUAUUAUUAUUGAAUUUGAUUGAAAUGAUUAGAAAUAAUAAUGAUGAUUCCAAAAAUGAUGAUAAUAAUCAAGAACUAUUUGUUAUGAAUAUUAUCAAAUUUGCUCAAGAUAAAUUGACAAAUAAAGCAAUUAAAAAUGUUAAAUUUAUGGAGGAACUAGAAUUAACAAUGACUUUAUUAUUAUAUUCAAAUAAUAAAGAUUUAUUACCUGCCAAAUUGAAUGAACUGUUUGAAUUCAAAUUAAGAAGAGAUAUAGCUGAUCUAGUGAAUAAAUCAAUAUUGGUGAAAGAUUCUAAUAAUUUAAUUGAUUUAAAUUAUAAAAAGAAGUUUUAUGAAGUUAAACACGAAGAUAAUGAUAACAAUAAUGGCAAUAAUGAA